Molecule: messenger RNA, 5239 nt
Organism: Pararge aegeria (speckled wood butterfly)
Lineage: Eukaryota; Metazoa; Arthropoda; Insecta; Lepidoptera; Nymphalidae
Gene: sp3
Product: phosphatidylinositide phosphatase SAC2
Exons: 18
Coding region: 67-3492 (1141 amino acids)
Biological process (GO): phosphatidylinositol dephosphorylation; regulation of endocytic recycling
Cellular component (GO): clathrin-coated endocytic vesicle; early endosome
Molecular function (GO): phosphatidylinositol-4-phosphate phosphatase activity
Source: RefSeq, a predicted model, not a curated record
CAAUAACAAUAAACACAAUGAAAAUUUAUGCAAAAUAAAGUAAAUGUAAAAUAAAAUUCAAUAAAAAUGGAACUAUUUCGGUCUGAAUCUUAUUAUAUAUUCGUCAGGAACGAGUCAAGCCUUUGGUGGAACCGUAUAACUGGAGCAUUUUCAGUUCGCUCAGCAUGGGACCUCUCGGAUAUCGAAGAUAUAGAGUGCUUGGGGAUAACAGAAGGCAUAAUAGGAAAAGUAGAGCACUCGAAUAUAUACGAACCGCGAUUGAUAAUAAUAAAGGAGAGUGUGCCCAUUGGUCAAAUAUAUUUCCACCACACAAUAUAUAAAAUAAAGUCUAUAUGCUUCCUGAACAUGGGAGCGACAAAUCAGGAGGUAGAUUUAUGCGCAUGUACGAAGCACGGCUCUUCGACUAUACUGGCUAACAGAGGGGGCGGUAAAAAAAUGGGUGCUAGACUAUUUGAAAAUUCAGCAUUUCUGAACAAGACUGUUGGAGCAGUGAAAAAUGUCAGCAACACAAUCAAAACUACAACUCAGCAGGCUGCCACUCAGGUAAAACAAACUGUCAAGAAACAAAGAGACCCGAAAUUAGCAGAACGUUUUGAAAAACGACUCACUGAUGAACUCCACAAGAUAUUUGACGACUCUGACAGUUUUUAUUAUUCACGAACACUUGACCUUACAAACAGUUUACAAAGACAAUAUGAAAUUGAGAAGGUUCUAGAAACAGAGGAGGGUAAUGGGAAGCCAAUAACGGAUAUUACUAGAUGGUGGAAGUAUGCUGACGAUAGGUUCUUCUGGAAUAAACAUAUGCUGAAGGAUAUCAUUGCUUUGGAGAGUCCGGAUUGCGAUCAAUGGGUACUACCCAUCAUCCAAGGUUAUGUUCACCUCUCACAAAUAGCUGUUGAGCCACCCGAUGCAAAUCCAUUAAACACAGAAUCCCUGUCGUGCUCCAGUACGUGUGAUGAAACAUUUACGUUGGGACUUGUUUCAAGACGAUCCAGAUAUCAAGCUGGGACUAGAUACAACCGCAGAGGCAUCGAACCUAGUGGAAAGGUGGCCAACUAUGUGGAAACUGAACAAAUUGUCUCCAUCAUAUGCUCGGACAGUAUUCACCGGGCAUCAUUUGUUCAGGUCCGUGGAUCGGUGCCAAUAUUUUGGAGCCAGCCCGACUACAAGUUCCGACCUCCGCCUAGACUCGAUAGAACCGAAGAGGAAUCUCACACAGCGUUCAAGAAACACUUCGAGGAUGAGCUCAAAAUGUACAAGCAAGUCUGUAUAGUGAACCUGGUUGAGCAGCAGGGCAGAGAGCGUAUUAUAUGGGAGGCGUACAGUAAUCAUGUGCUAAAGUACAAUAACCCGGAUAUUAUAUACGCUACUUUCGACUUCCAUGAGUAUUGUCGCGGCAUGCACUAUGAAAAUGUAAGUAUAUUGAUAAACGCGAUCGCCGACAUUAUUGGCGAGAUGCGUUUCUGCUGGCGCGACAACCGCGGACUAAUCUGCACACAAAAUGGCGUCUUCCGAGUCAAUUGCAUCGAUUGCCUCGACCGUACAAACGUCGUUCAGACAGCAAUAGCGAAGUAUGUACUGGAACUGCAACUGUGUAGACUGGGUUUGGGCACGCCAGGCUGUGGACUCCCUCCGUCGUUGCGGCAGGCAUUUCUCACGAUGUGGGCGGACAGUGGCGAUUUAGUGUCGAGGCAGUACGCUGGCACAAAAGCUUUGAAAGGUGACUACACUCGCACUGGUGAGAGAAAGCUGACAGGGAUGAUGAAAGACGGCGUGGCAUCUGCAAAUAGGUAUUAUCUAUCCACGUUCAAGGACGCCCUCCGACAAGUGGCUAUAGAUGUGAUGACAGGGGAAUCCCGGUGUAUUCCCGAACAGCUGAUCGUUCCCGACGGCACGCGUUGCACAUCUGUCAAGGACCAGUCCGUCCCAGACACUGCAGCAAUGGCUCAACACGUCAAAUCCUUGAUCGACGACUGCAAAAAGUUGCUGGUGGAUACAGAACCAGUACUCGGCUCUUGGGGGCUCAUAGACGCCGAUCCACACACUGGCGACCCCCAGGAAACGGAAAUGGAUAGCGUACUAGUAUUGACAAGCGAAGCUUACUACGUGACGGACUAUGAUGAAACUUCCGAUAGACUGCUGUCCGUGCAAAGAGUCCCAUUGAGAGACGUGACAGCUGUCGAGUUGGGGACUUUGGACACCAGUGCCACGAUCUUUAACGUGGGUCGCAAGAACACCACAGAGCCAGUGCAUUGCAUACGUAUUAACUACGUGUAUAACAACGAGCCGGGAUACUUCCACAUGUUCAGAUCAACUUCGCUGAGAUUCUUCAACAAUAUGGCGGUAGUUAUCAACACUAAAGACGAAAUGAUAGAAUCGUUGCAUUCCAUUUGCGAGUCCCUGGUAGUGGCUCGCGAUAUCGCGAAGUUACCUGCGAUACCGUUUCACGACGGCAUAAAACUCGAUAGGAAAAAGUCUAAGGUUCACCCAACGCAAGGCACGUCGGGCGGUGCGAGAUCGUCCCUGUACUUGGACCUGUCUCGCCUGCCGACACUGACGCGCAACGUGAGCGAGACCCAACUGGUUGCUGAUAUACGUAGUGUUGGUUCGAAAGCCUUCAACAACAUGACCGAGCAAUUCAGCAAAUUAAACAAGCUAAGCGCAAGAGCUCGACCUAGCUUACAGUUAAAACUUGACCAAGGCGCGUCGCGUACUAAGAAAAUUUUCACACUGGGCCACAACAAAUCAGAUAACAAAAAGAAAGGAAGCCAAUCUGACGGCCUGAGUUCCGAUUACUCAUCCGAUGACGAGAACAGAACCAACAUCUUCGAGCCAACCUUAGACAAUUUCGAGAAUAUGCAACACUACAUCGGCGGUCAGCAGAAGAAGGAUGAAAACGACUGCGAUUUGAUCGAAAAUCCCUUGUAUUCUUCCAAAAUUGAACCCCACGAAGAAGCUUUAGAGCCGAGCGUAUCAAUUGCUUCCGAAAAGCAAUCUCUAAAGACCCCGAGUAAUAAUGUUAAAAGAAAUCCAUUCGACACUGAGUCAAUAACUCCUGAGAUUCAAGUCGAAACCGAUGGCACAUUUAAUAAGCCAGCACCGCCGAAUUCUCUAUUACUAUCCCAAAAGUUGUCGCAAAGUUCCGGAUACUUAAACUUUGAGGAGGGUCCUAAUAUCGCGGAAGGGGUGACCUUCCAUAUGAGGUCAAACUCUCAACACGAAAUCACUUUCAAUAUCGCACAAUCGCACAGUGAAUCUGCGCUCAAGCAUCUGAAAAAUAUCGCAAGUCCAGUUUCCAGUGCUACGAGGGAAAUGGUGUUGUCGCCUUUCUCGAAAUUGGCUAAAGGCGUCCAAUCUUUGGGGGCUAAUUUAGAUCCCAGGAAGAUAAAGGGUACGCCGUCAGUGAAACAUGUAACUGAUCAACAGUACGAGGAGCACAAGAAACUGCAAGAGAAAUGGGCGGAUUGUAACACACGACUCGUCGCUCUCUGAAGAGUCCAGUGUAUUAAAAACAAGGUAUUUUUUUGGUCACAAAUGUUACAAAAUGUAUACACCUCAUAUGCCAGUACAGUUUUUUUUUUUAUUAGGAACAAUAUAUUGUUUCUCUUUAGUAAUAGUAGAUGAAGUAUAGAAAGAUAGAAGGAGCGCUUGCGAACAAAAACGUUGAUAAAAUUGAAGCCAGUUGUGCGUACGAAAAUAGCAUUUAAUAGAGACAGUCAGUGAGUAAUGGCUUUAUUAGCAUUAAUGACAUAAAUCAAAUUUUAGACGAAUUAUAUAUAUUUAUUUUUCGGCACCAAUCGUCCACGUGUUAUUUUCGUUCGUCCCUGAAUAAGUAUACUUCGUAUUGAUCCAGGGUGUGACAGACUAUGGUCUGUCUGUAUGUAAAAUUGCAUUCUUCAUCUUUUUAGCAAUUUAAACUUCAUUACGUUAAUAUUAGGGUAUAUUAAAUAGAUUUUUUUUUAUUUAUAUUCUUUAUAUAUAAAAAAUGUAUACAAUAAAUAAAAAAUCUGACUAAAGAAAAAAUAUAGACGGCAAAAUAUUACUAACAUUAAAAAGACGCAGUUCUUGCAAGAUGUAGGAGAGGCAAACGAUUGCCAAAUUUCCUCAAUUUUACCUUAAAAAAGCAACAUAUAUUUAUAAAAAAAAUAAAUAAAAAAUCUGACUAAAGAAAAAAUAUAGACGGCUAAAUAUAUUACUAACAUUAAAAAGACGCAGCGCUUGCAAGAUGCAGGAGAGGCAAACGAUUGCCAAAUUUCCUAAAUUUUACCUUAAAAAGCAAGAUAUAUAUAUAAAAAUAUAAAUAAAAAAAUUUGACUAAAGAAGAAAUAUAUACGGCUAAAUAUAUUACUAACAUUAAAAAGACGCAGCGCUUGCAUUAUGUAGGGGAGGCAAACGAUCGCCAAAUUUCCUAAAUUUUACCUUAAAAAGCAAGAUAUAUAAAUAAAAAUAUAAAUAAAAAAAUUUGACUAAAGAAAAAUAUAGACGGCUAAAUAUGUAACUAAUCUUAAAGAGACGCAGCACUUGCAAAAUGUAGGAGAGGCAAACGGUUGCCAAAUUUCCAUUGCUUAGUUCAAUUAUUAGAAUAAUAAUUAUUUACAGCAACUGUAUAGAGAAACAUGCGAUUUUAAGAAUGCUCAUAGCAGUAGAGUACUUUAUGGCAUUGCUUACAGAAAUUUAGUAAUUGGGCGUCGUCUUUAAUCGCUUUUAUGUUCAAUCUAGUAUCACAUGUUUCCUUACACAGGGACUAGAAAUAGCGUUAAAUUAUAAUAGAAUAUAACUAAUAUAAGCUAAAUGAAAAAGAUAGAUUAUGCCAUGCGCUAGGUACUUUGUUUGUGCGAAGGUCAUAAUGACAACAUCUUAACAGACAGAUCCACAAACUUUUUUUCUUUCUAUACAUUUUCCGUCUAUCACUUUCAUUUAGUCUGCGAUAAACAUUAAUUUUGACUACGAAAUGUGUUUUAAAUUUUUUACUCUGUAUGUAGGUACUAGGUGAUUGGAAUUGUUAUGUAUUGAUUAAAUUCGGUGUUAAGGACGCCCUCCAACCUGGGAUCUUAGGACUAAAGGCCUCUCUCAACGGGAGGUCUGCAUAUAAUCACCUCGUUGGGCAGACUUGUAGGUGAACGCGAAUGGUAGUAGUAGCACAAAGGUGCUGCACUCCGUUCUCCGUUAUAUCCCCUUAGCCUAUACUUAAAUAACAGUAAUUGUCGAGAUUUAUUCUUAGUUUUCUAUUUAUUUUAAA